ACGAAACCCUAAAAGUUGUGAUUUUUUUAUCUGAAUACCUAGUGAUUCAUUAACAGAACUGUUUUAUCUUAUCAUAAUUAUGAAUCGGCUACUACUUAUACACUGACUAAGCGGAUUUCGUACAUAAUCAAGAGUAACCAUUCAUCAUACGCUAACAAUCAUGAAGAGCUGUAUCCUGAUCUCGCUGUUAGCGGCGCUGGCGAGCUGCGUGCACGCGGCGGCCGUGCCGACCAACGCGCCCACCGUCGUCGGCGCCGUGCAGCCCGGAGACUGGCUCAUGGGGAUAGGGACUACCAAUAGUGCAGCACAGGCGGACUAUGUGAUCACGAGGAGGCUGCGCUACACGCUGGGCAGCAUGUACCAGGUGAACGCCGUCAUCAUCACGGAGCUGGGCGCGGCGCAGGGGGGGGCGCCGGCCUUCGUGGGCGGCCUGGGCAGCAACGACGUCACCGUGGUGCUGGUGUCGGCGCGCGGCCGCGGCCUGCACUACCGCGUCGAGCUGUGGGGACACGACACCAGCGGCGCCGACCUCGGACCCGACAGACCGCAAAUCACUAUUGCCGAAUUGUAAAUCCUUACUACCUCUAGAAUAACAGCUGUAAAGUUUAUCCUCAUGUA
Molecule: messenger RNA, 618 nt
Organism: Helicoverpa zea (corn earworm)
Lineage: Eukaryota; Metazoa; Arthropoda; Insecta; Lepidoptera; Noctuidae
Exons: 3
Coding region: 161-571 (136 amino acids)
Source: RefSeq, a predicted model, not a curated record